This is a messenger RNA of Bombina bombina (fire-bellied toad), 1791 nucleotides long. RefSeq names its product heart- and neural crest derivatives-expressed protein 2. Bases 591 to 1223 code for a protein of 210 amino acids. The record is from RefSeq and is a predicted model, not a curated record. Gene Ontology annotation, molecular function: RNA polymerase II transcription regulatory region sequence-specific DNA binding; DNA-binding transcription factor activity, RNA polymerase II-specific; protein dimerization activity. The transcript is spliced from 2 exons. Gene Ontology annotation, biological process: heart development; regulation of transcription by RNA polymerase II. NCBI's taxonomy places the organism in Eukaryota, Metazoa, Chordata, Amphibia, Anura, Bombinatoridae.
UAGAGCUAGUGUGGAAUCCUCACUGCAGGUCUAUGGGGUGCAAGGAAGACACUAAGAUGCAAUAAUAUUCUGCAUAUCCAGGACAGCAGAUAGGGGCUAGAUGCUGACACCCCAGGCACUUGCAUUUCAUGUUGUCCCUGGAUUAAGCACAUAUUGGAGCAGACUUCCCUCUGAGGCACAGGAAAUGGUUGCCAGCUCACACUAAAAGCUCUGAAACUUGAUCAGAAUCUGUAUGCUGCGGGAACAUCCCUUUUGGGACUAUGGACAAGACCUGCUGUAAGUGAGUGGAGCAAGUUGCUUUAACCUCAUCCAGCUGUUUUAUGGGAAGGAGCGCUCGGGACCUAGCAGCACCCAUGAUAGCAAUUAUCCAAUUGGCAGUGCCUUUUAAUACUUGAAUAGUGAGUUGGUGCAACUAACUGCUCACAUUAAUAACACUUCUGCAUUGUUGUUGUUGUCACUGGGGAGAAGAUAUUUAUCUAUGGAGAACAGGCGAUAAGCAGUGCACAGCAAUACUUCUGUUUAUUGCAUAGACCUGUUGCUGCUGGGCAUAAAAGAGCAACCCAUAGAAAAGCACAGAGAGUGCGGCGGAGAUGAGUUUGGUUGGAGGUUUCCCUCAUCACCCGGUGGUGCACCACGAUGGUUAUCCGUUUGCAGCAGCUGCAGCCGCCGCAGCCAGCCGUUGCCACGAAGAAAAUCCCUAUUUCCAUGGCUGGCUUAUCAGCCAUCCCGAGAUGUCUCCCCCUGAUUACAGCAUGGCACCGUCCUACAGCCCGGAGUACGCCAAUGGCGCGGUGGGACUCGACCACUCCCAUUACGGGGGUGUCCCGGGGAGCGGGGCCGGAGGCUUGAUGCAACGGCCUGUAAAGCGGAGGGGGACAGCAAACCGCAAGGAAAGGCGCAGGACUCAGAGUAUCAACAGCGCCUUCGCAGAGCUACGGGAAUGUAUCCCCAAUGUGCCAGCGGAUACCAAGCUCUCCAAGAUCAAGACCCUCCGCCUGGCCACCAGCUACAUAGCCUACCUCAUGGACCUACUGGACAAAGAUGACCAGAUUGGAGAGACAGAGGCCUUCAAGGCAGAGAUCAAGAAGACAGAUGUGAAGGAAGAAAAAAGAAAGAAAGAACUGAAUGAAAUCUUGAAAAGCACAGUCACCAGCAAUGAUAAGAAAACUAAAGGCAGGACUGGCUGGCCACAGCAUGUCUGGGCUUUGGAGCUAAAGCAGUGAUCCUAUUAACUCGAGGGAUGAAGGAAAGCCUCAAAGACUCUCUAUAUAUAUAAAUAUAUGUCCAAAGGAGAAAAAAAAACUUUAAUUAUUUGGAAUCCUCCGUUUAUUUAUGUGCAAUUUCCCCCCAACCCCCCUAAAAUGUGGAUACCUUAAGAGAAGCAUUCCAUAUAAUGAAAAGAAAAUGAUGAAUCUAAAGGUUGGUAAAGGGGUUCUCUUUGUCUCCCAGUAUUGUGAUUGUUGCAGUGUUUCCUUGAACUGAAGACAGUAGUACAAAGUGAAAAGACUCCCUGGCAUUAGCAUGUAUGUGAAGUGUAUCUGGAAAACUUGGCCUUUUGGAUAUAAAUAUUUUUGGGAUUAUAAAAAAAAAAAAAAAAAUUCCAACGGAAACAGCUGCACCAAUGUUUCAGUUGGUUUUGUAAUGUUGUCAUUUUUUUGUGAUUGUUCAACAUUUGAAGGUGUUUUCAUCUACUUGUUUUUGUGCACUUCUGUCCAAAAAAUGUGGAGUUUAAUUAAUAUUUGAAGGUGUAAACCAUUGUAAGUGAUCAAUAAACCACUGCUUGUUUUUGUA